GCCUAUUGAGCAUGAGAGGGCGUCCGUCAGUUGCAGAAUGAACCGCUGUUUAUGAGAAAUGCUCUCCGUUUAUUUGUUAAUUUGUUGGCUCUGGUGGAGCUGUGUCUACUCAUCUGAGCCAGGACAUGAGGAUUGUGGGACAACUGUGAACCUUACCAGUGUCAAUAACACCAUCAUCUAUGUGAAUGCCUCCCUGGAUACAGUAUGCUUCGAAUGUGACUACACACACUUUUUGGGUCUUAUUCGUGAGGUGGUGUUCGGGGUGAAUGACACAAAUGUUACUGCCAACAGCACCCUGGGAAGAGUGGUGAAUAAUUAUCCACAUGAUUAUACAGAUACACUGGUAGUGAAUGGCAGUGGCAAUGUGUUCAGUACAUUCUGGGAUACAAACAUACAAUGCUGUGAGAAACGUUUAUGCAAUGUGACUUAUUUCAUGGCAAAAGUGGGAGCUUUGCUCUUUAAAGUUUUCAACCCUCCAUCCAUUAUGGGGGAAACAGAGGUUAUUGAAGGCAAUACGUUACAUCUAUUGUGUGAUGGGUCAAAUUCAGACCCUCAACCAAAUUUACAAUGGAUCUCUCCUGAUGGGAAGAUGGUCAGUGAGAGUGGGGAACUUGAUAUAGUGACUACCACCAGGAACAUUACUGGGAUAUACACCUGUGUAGCUACUCUCCCUCGCUCCACCACUACUAUGAACACCACUGUGGAUAUUAAGAUAAUUUUGCCAAUUGACUGUCCAACACUAAAUUCUACGGAUACCAUGAUGGUCAACAUGAGCUCCACUGCAGUGGGCAGUACUGCUACCUAUCAGUGUAGAGAUGGUCCCACUGAUGUGUACACUACUCAGUGUACCAGUACUGGAGUAUGGGACCCUCACCCUCUCUCUACUCUGGACUGUGAAACAGGGGUGAAAGACAACGGUGCAAGGAUGUCAGUACCAGUGGAGGUCAUUGUACCAGUUACUGUUGCUGUCGUUUGCAUUGCUGGCAUUUUGAUAGUGGCGACUGUAAUAGCAGUGGUGUGUGUGUUGAGAAGGAGACAAACAAAUACGAAAAAGAAGAAACAAAACAGAGCACUAGGAGAGCAUGUAAUUACCUUUGCCCACUACUCUUCCUGUAAUGAUAAUGAGGAGGGUAACCCUGACCCGACGAGCACUACAUUCACUGACCAUGAGGCAGCGCUGAAUGAACUGUACUCAAUACCAAGAUCAGUACUAGCGACUGCAGAGACCAUUAAUGUGUCCACUGUGGCCAGUACCGAACCGGAACAGACAAAAGAAGACCAAUCCACAGUGGUACAGCCAGGUGGAGUGGUCCGGGAGCAGGAAAAUAAGAAAACAGUGCAAAAUCCAGCAUAUGGAGAGGUGCGGAUGACAGCAGGGCAGCUCAGUGGAGGGAUUUCUGUGGUCCAGACAAGAUAUGAGCCAGACACUGCAGACAACCCCCCAGUAACCCACAGGAGACUUGUUCAAGAAGAUGAUGGAGGGAUAUUUGACAUAUUCUGUGAGCCAACACAUGCCUCUCUGGACUACAAUGCUGUAGUGACUCCACCACCACCUGACACCUUUGUGUGUCUGGACCAGAUCCUCAUUCAGUUGAGAGAAGUCACUCCUCACUGGAGGAAACUGGGAGAGGCAGUUGGUGUACACAGGCUGGACGAAAUAUCUGAAUAUGUGGAUAGUGAGAGUGAGGCAAUGGUGGAGGUGGUGGAUGGAUGGCUAGCCAACCUCCACCCCAACAAGCCCACGUGGAGGGAGAUAGCUGAUGUGGUGGACAGCAUUGGUCAUCAUGACCUGGCUCACUCCCUCAGACAGGUCUACAUCUCAGUAGACUGUCCACAUGGGUGCGGGGAGAAGGGCAUCAAACGCAAAGACUUGAAGAUUCACAGGUGUUCCCUUCAGCCUGCCGACUGUCCGUUCGCCCACGUGGGCUGUGUUGUUAAGACGUCACAGAGAGAGAUGGAUGCCCACUGCCGUGAUAACAUGCAGGAUCAUCUACUGAUGAUGGCCAGAUCUCUUCAAGAACUGUCCGACAAGAACAAAGAUCUGGUGCAAAAGAACGAAGAGCUCACCAGGAAAAACGAAGAUCUCACCAGUAAGAACGAGGCACUCUCUUGCAAGGUUGAAGAUAUAGACAAGCAGAUGCUUCGAAAGUAUGAAACUCUUGGUGGUGAAAUUGACCACUUGGAUGAAAGGUUUAGUCGUCGAUAUGAGGACCUGGAACAGAGGAUUGGUGGACUUCAACUUGCUCAUGGCUCCAACCCUGGAGAUGCGUGCAUCAGCUGCGUUUUCAACAACUCGUUGGCUACAGAUGCAGUCUUUAACGACAUAGAAAUGUACCCCGGCAGCGUCCAAAUGGAAGGAGGAGUCCUGACGGUGUAUGACACGGAGGAGACAUUUGGUGGUGCAGAAUCUGGCAGUGGGAGCACAAGCACUGCCUUUUCUUUGAGCUGCAGUAAUGGCAUCGACAAUGUCACUGCAGCAGUGUAUGUUGAGAGUUUUGAGCCACCAGUGAUUACAGGAGAGACAACAAUAGUUGAAGGCGAUGAUCUCCUCCUGCAAUGCAAUGCACCCAUCUCUAUCAUUUCCCCAUUUCUCAUGUGGUUGGACUCAGCUGGACAAGUGAUCACACAGACUGCAGACCUCGUAAUUACUAAUUUCACCAGGGACAUGGCAGGAAUAUACACCUGUGUGGCUACUUAUACUAUCACAACCAGUUUUAUAAUUAACGCUACUGCCUCUGUCAUGGUGCAAAUUUCAGAUCUACCAGUAAUCAGUGGAGAGAAUACUAUCACGGAGGGUGGUACACUGAAUCUGGUUUGCAGAGGAGCCAACAGCUAUGCCGACCCGCAGCCAACUCUCCAGUGGUUCUCUCCUACUGGAGCAGAGCUCAGUACCAUUGGGAGCCUAGAGAUUGUGAAUGUCACCAGAGACAUGAUGGGAGCGUUCACCUGCGUGGCCACCGAUCCCACCACCAGUGCUACAACCAACAGCACUGUCAUCGUCAUUAUCCAGUCAUGUAACUUUUACGAAAUAUUGAAGUUAUAUCCUCCUGUGGUGGUUGUUAUCAGUGAGGGAGGUACACUGGUGGUUGUCUCAGAGGGUAAAACCCUGCAAUUGACCUGUUCAAUUGUGGGGAAUCCCUCACCAAACUACGUCUAUUGGACCAGAGGCGGCAUUCAACUGAGUAACUCGUCAGAUCAUCGAGUGACUGUGGAGACGUACAGUACUUCUAGUACCACUCUGACUAUAGUUGGUGUCCGUGGGUCAGAGGGAGGUGAGUACACCUGCUCUGCAGACAGUGAUGUGGGGAACGGCAGUGAAACUACAAGUGUCACAGUCCAAGCUCGACAACCAAUUUUGUUUGAAGCAAUUCAGGUACCAAAUGGUACUACUGGAGGAUGUCCAGAUACGACUCAAACGAGGGCCACAAUAUACUCAGAACUUCGCAUGUGUACUGCAAUAUUAUGUGUUACAAACUGUACAUCUGACAACUAUGUGGCUAAAAACAGAGUCACAACAGUGGUAAAUGUAGACCACAGAAGUUUUUGGUUUGUGCAUGACAAGGACAUUAUUAUGACGUGUAUACUUUUAGCUGUUAAAAUGAUGUCAGUAUUUUUGUCUAAAGUUGCUCUUGUGCAGCAAACGCUGGCUCAGAAGUAACGUUACCACAAAAUAUUCAGAACAAAACAGUAUGAAUCAAAUGGAUGAUGAAUCAGUUAGAUCACUCCCCUUAUUCAAAUCUCUGCAAGGGUUAUUUUGAAAAUGUCACAGACCAUCAGUCAUAAUUAUUACUCAUCUCCUGUUAUUAUGAGUGUGUUCAGUGUUCAGUGAGAGAGAUGCACAAAAGCUGCACAACUGUGUCAACUAACAUCUGUUUCAAUUUCAUCUCUACUACCAGAAAACUAUCUGUGCUUAGCUAAGUGUUUCCAAACCACAACCACAAACAUGCAUGACGUAAACUACCACUGUGUCCUAGAGGGAAAGCAUGCUACCUUCUUCGCCAUCACAUGUAUAACAAAGGUUCACCCUCGUAAGCUAGCUCAUCCAUGUCGGCGUCCCCAAACCCUCCCUCCCUCCUCCUCCUCACCAUCACUGUACUCCACGAGCCCAC
Molecule: messenger RNA, 4109 nt
Organism: Geodia barretti
Lineage: Eukaryota; Metazoa; Porifera; Demospongiae; Tetractinellida; Geodiidae
Source: the annotation of a GenBank genome assembly